UUUCGCGCGAGUGUGAAUCGACUUGUCACGUGAUGUUUCAGCUGCGUGUGACAGGCGAGAAAAUUUUAUGCGCGUAAUAAAAUAAUUUUACAAUAAUUAUAUAAUGCGCAACGAUAUGGCAAUUACGACGUAAUGUUGUUUACAACAUUUUAACGCCGAAGCAUCAUGCUGUCCUUGAAUCGGUUGUGUUCAAAGCCGAGAGCUUAUCUGGUGUCAUCCGUCGAUUCAAUUUUGUCCAAGAGACUUGAGCAUAAAUUUCAUCCCAAAGUUACCACAAAGAAACUGUACGAGACGCUGGGAGUAGCAGAGGAUUGCGAAGAUGAGACUUUGAGAUUGGCGUUUGUUCAUCUUGCAAAGCGAUUUCAUCCUGAUAGCGGAGCACCAGAAGCUAACACUGUUCGAUUUUCUGAGAUCGAAAGCGCUUAUAGAGAGAUUCGAAGAAUCAGAAAUGCUCAAAAAGAUGAAGAAGCAUUGUCGGGAGUGGAAGAGUUUGAUAUCAAGCACACAGCACCGCAACAUCGUCACUACUUGACUUUUGAUGUGGGAAUUGGCACACCAAGCAAGAGACAAAAGCUGCAUACGAUACAAAGGGCUCAAAAGGCAGUUGACAACGUGAUGGAGCACAGAUUAAAGAAAUUACAGGCUGAAGAACGUAACACAUUAAUUGGCAUGGAUAAGCAAAAAGCUAAGGAUAUCAAAACCCGUUAUGGCAUGGACCGUUUAGUGGAAGAUUUAAUUCAAGAGGCGAUGAAUAAAGGUGAAUUCAGCGAUUUAUCUGGAAUAGGAAAGCCACUGAAGAGUACAAGCGCCAGAAAUCCUUAUGUUGAUUUCGUGACUCAUAAGCUAAAUCAGAUAUUGAUAGACAAUGGAUUCACUCCAGAGUGGAUACAAUUAUCAAAAGAAAUUCGGGAAGAGACCGAAGAAUUGAAGAAGAGAUUGUCAGAAGCACGUAAUAAUGUAGGCGAGCUACCAUUAAUUCCGAAAGAUGAAUCGAUAUGGAGAAACAAUUUAGAAAAAUUCAAAAUUACAACGAAACAGAUAAAUAACAAAAUUGACAAAUAUAAUUUGCUAGUUCCUAUACUACAGAAACAAAUGCUCCAUGUUAGAUUAGAUAAGCUUGCUGAGCAAGUCUUAUCAGUAUCGCCUUCUAAAGAUAACAAAAAAUAUGCAAAUACUAGUCACGAAAAUUCGAAUAUGAGCAUAUCUCAGGAUUUGUUUAAUUUCAUAAGCGACUUGUUUAGUAAAAAGAUUAUUAGACGGUAAAAAUUACCUAGAAGGUAAAAAUCAUGUAAAUAUUGCAAUCUUGUAUAUAUAUAUAUAUCAAAUAAGACUAACACAGAUG
Messenger RNA from Pogonomyrmex barbatus (red harvester ant), 1342 nucleotides. RefSeq names its product dnaJ homolog subfamily C member 28. The record is from RefSeq and is a predicted model, not a curated record. NCBI's taxonomy places the organism in Eukaryota, Metazoa, Arthropoda, Insecta, Hymenoptera, Formicidae.